AGAGAGAGAGAGAGAGAGAGAGAGUCAUCUUCUUUUCUUCAAACAGCCAUUCAUGUCCACACAAAUAACCAACUCCACACCCCCAACAAAAUGGGAAACGCUGCCACUCUCUUCCCUUCACUCUCUCCCCAUGGCUGCCCCCACCGCUGUUCCCCGCAAUCCCUUCUCUCUUACCAAUCACCACGCUUCAAGAAUUUUCUCACUCGAUCAUCACACUUUCUCAAGAAAGUAUCCCACUAAAAUCCAUCCAAAGAUAUUCCCAGUUGCUUUCAAUGGCGUCCGUAUCUCACAUAACCAGCCAAAUCCCCUCGAAACUGCGAAAACACCCGCUAGAGCAUUGGGACCUAAUCCACACUUCUUGCGAUUGGGUCCUCACAACACCCACUCUACUAGGAGGAUUCAGUCCAAAUCCAUGGGUUCAGACAGUAGUUUUUCUUCCAGAAGCCUUCAAAGUGUGUCCGGUGUAUUACAUUUGGUUGUCUCACUGGGGAUUAUACUAGCAAUGGAUAAGGUAUUGAAGAAGGCAUUUGUGGCAGCUGCCAUUAAGUUCCCAAGCGCCCUUUUUGGGAUGUUUUGUGUAUUCACCAUUCUCAUGGUUCUUGAUUCUACCAUCCCGGCUGCUGCCACUAGUUUGAUGAACUUCUUUGAGCCCGCACUUUUGUUUAUCCAGAGGUGGCUUCCAUUGUUCUAUGUUCCUUCAUUGGUGGUUUUGCCUCUUGCGGUUAAAGAUAUCCCCGCCGCUUCUGGGGUUAAGAUCUGUCUCAUUAUAGUUGGAGGCUGGCUGGCUUCGCUCUCUGUGGCUGGUUUUACAGCUAUAGCUGUGAGAAAGAUGGUAAAAACAGAAAUGAUACCUGCUGAGCCUAUGUCAAAACCACCUCCUUUUUCUUCUUUAGAGAUACAGACCUGGAGUGGUAUUUUUCUUGUGUCAUUUGUUGCCUCACUUCUGUACCCUACAGCACUUGGAACAGGCGCAAGAACAUGCCUUCCAUUUCUACUUGCUUCUACUGCGCUUGGCUAUAUGGUUGGUUCUGGGUUGCCAUCUGAUCUGAAAAAGGUCUUCCAUCCAAUUAUUUGCUGUGCACUAUCUGCGGAUAUAGCAGCUUUGGCUUUUGCUUAUCUUUCCAACUCUGGAAUUGAUCCUGUUCUAGGAUAUUACCUUACGAAAGUCUCAUCAAACCCUGGAGCUGGUGACAUUUUGAUGGGAUUUUUGGGAUCAGUUAUUAUAUCUUUUGCCUUCUCUAUGUUCAAACAGAGAAAGCUUGUUAAGAGGCAUUCAACUGAAAUUUUCACAUCAGUUGUCAUUUCAACAGUAUUCUCAUUGUAUUCAACCGCUCUCAUUGGACGUCUAGUUGGGUUGGAACCAUCUUUAACAAUUUCAAUUCUACCCAGAUGUAUAACAGUGGCCCUAGCCCUCAGCAUUGUGUCCUUGUUUGAAGGUGCCAAUUCAUCUCUCACAGCUGCUGUUGUUGUAUUAACUGGUCUGGUUGGAGCAAACUUUGUGCAAGCAAUGCUGGACAAACUCCGCUUUGAUGAUCCUAUUGCUCGAGGCAUUGCAACUGCAUCUAGUGCUCAUGGACUGGGAACAGCAGCAUUAUCAGCAAAGGAACCUGAGGCUCUCCCGUUUUGUGCCAUUGCUUAUGCUCUCACUGGUAUAUUUGGUUCUCUUUUAUGCUCAGUCCCUGCUGUCAGACAAAGCUUGCUUGCAGUUGUGGGUUAAAACAAUCAGCCCCUCAAAUUGUACGCUCGUUGGUAAAUCAUUAUUUCUUUGAGUCGAGUUCCAGCAUUGUAAAAAGGGAUUCUAGACACAUGUUGAUAAAAGAAAAUCCUUGAUAUUUAUAGCUUUGAUGAUGUACAUAGAUGUACUAGCAUAUUUGUUGGGAAGCCCUGCCGUUCAUUUCAUAGAAAGUUGUGUUUUGUUUGUGAGAUAUGCCAGAGAAAAGUUUAUAAAUUGAGCUUUAGCAUUUGACAAAA
Rhododendron vialii is the source of this 1971-nucleotide messenger RNA. RefSeq names its product plastidal glycolate/glycerate translocator 1, chloroplastic. Lineage: Eukaryota; Viridiplantae; Streptophyta; Magnoliopsida; Ericales; Ericaceae. The record is from RefSeq and is a predicted model, not a curated record. The transcript has 8 exons. Bases 53 to 1717 code for a protein of 554 amino acids.